Messenger RNA from Aspergillus puulaauensis, 1083 nucleotides. It is a transcript of the gene MRPL10, whose product is annotated as mitochondrial 54S ribosomal protein uL15m. Gene Ontology annotation, cellular component: mitochondrial large ribosomal subunit. The record is from RefSeq and is a predicted model, not a curated record. Gene Ontology annotation, molecular function: structural constituent of ribosome. The transcript has 2 exons. Lineage: Eukaryota; Fungi; Ascomycota; Eurotiomycetes; Eurotiales; Aspergillaceae. Gene Ontology annotation, biological process: translation. Bases 1 to 1083 code for a protein of 360 amino acids.
AUGCCUCCCAGGCUCCAAAUCCUCCCGCUCCACCUCCGGAGCAUUAUCCCUCGACCAAACCUCGCCCAACCGUCGCAAUUGUCGCUCUGCGCCCCGUCCCAAUCUCGCAAUGCACACAUCCUAGCCUCGCUCUCCGAUAACCCGGGGGCCUACAGCAAGCGCAUCCGACGAGGUCGCGGUCCUGCGUCCGGUAAGGGAAAGACGUCCGGAAGGGGUCACAAGGGUCAGGGACAGCACGGAAAGGUUCCUGCUGGAUUCAAUGGUGGACAGACGCCGGAGAUUAUCGUGCACGGCGAGAGGGGAUUCAACAACAUCUUCGCCCUGGAUCUCGCCCCCGCCAACCUCGACCGAAUCCAAGAAUGGAUUGACCAGGGCCGCAUCGACCCCACGAAGCCCAUCACGGUCCGCGAACUCGCACAGUCAAAAUGCAUCCACGGCCCCAAGGAAGGCGUGAAGCUCCUCGCCCGCGGCAUCGACUUCCCCGCCAAAUCCACAUUCAAAUCAUCAACAACACAACAGUCCUCAACAACAACAGCCACGGAAUCACAACCCCAGUCUGAAGCCCAAACAGCGGCCGCAGAAGAAGAAGCACUCGUGGACGAAAAGACCGUCCUCAAACAACCCAUCCACCUCGUCGUCUCGCGCGCCUCAGCCUCUGCAAUCGCCGCCGUCGAAGCUGCCGGCGGCUCCGUCACAACCCGCUUCUACACAAAGGCCGCCAUCACCCGCAUCAUGAAGCGCGAAACACACUCGUUCCUGUCUACACAGUGGGCCGAGGAGAGCGGGAACGCGGCCCUACACGCCGCUGCGGGUCUGGACUUCUCGUCUUCUGCCGGCGCCGCUGUCGCGGGAGCCAUGGAGACAAAGGUCAUGAGUGAGAAGGGCCUCAAGUACCGUCUUCCCGACCCUACGAAGCGUCGCGAUAUCGAGUACUACCGUGACCCUGCGCACCGGGGGUACUUGAGUCACUUGCUGAAGCCGCUCGAGGGUCCCAGUUUGUUCUUCCGCUCGCCUGUGGAGAGGAAGAGCGCGGCUGGUUCUGCGAAGAAGGAGAAGAUCUUGCCCGAGAACAGGCUCUGGUAG